This is a messenger RNA of Scomber scombrus (Atlantic mackerel), 1320 nucleotides long. It is a transcript of the gene zmat2, whose product is annotated as zinc finger, matrin-type 2. Gene Ontology annotation, molecular function: zinc ion binding; nucleic acid binding. NCBI's taxonomy places the organism in Eukaryota, Metazoa, Chordata, Actinopteri, Scombriformes, Scombridae. Gene Ontology annotation, cellular component: spliceosomal complex; U4/U6 x U5 tri-snRNP complex. The record is from RefSeq and is a predicted model, not a curated record. Gene Ontology annotation, biological process: mRNA splicing, via spliceosome.
AGAAGAAGAAGAAAAGAGCAAAAUGGCGUCUGGCAGCGGGUCGAAUAAUAAGACGGACUUCCGUCGGAAGUGGGACAAAGAUGAAUACGAGAAUAUGGCUCAGAAACGUCUCACGGAGGAGAGAGACAGAGAGAGGAGAGAUGGUAAAGUGCCCCCCCCGGUUAAGAGGGACCUGCUGCGCCACAGAGACUAUAAAGUGGAUCUGGAGUCUAAACUGGGGAAAACCAUCGUCAUCACCAAGACGACCCCUCAGGCUGAGAUGGGCGGUUAUUACUGUAACGUGUGCGACUGUGUGGUCAAAGACUCGAUCAACUUCCUGGAUCACAUCAACGGCAAGAAACACCAGAGGAACUUGGGCAUGUCGAUGCGUGUUGAGCGCUCGUCUCUCGAUCAGGUGAAGAAACGAUUUGAAGUGAACAAGAAAAAGAUGGAAGAGAAACAGAAAGAGUACGACUUCGAGGAGCGGAUGAAGGAGCUCAGAGAGGAGGAGGAGAAGGCGAAGGCGUAUAAGAAGGAGAAGCAGAAGGAGAGGAAGCGGCGAGCGGAGGAGGACGUAGACUUUGAGGAAGACGAUGAGAUGGCGGCGGUGAUGGGAUUCUCCGGCUUCGGCUCCUCUAAGAAGAGUCACUGAUGACAUCACAGCGGGACAGGAAACAGUAUUUUUUAGCUCCGCCCCCCCUCAGCCGGCCGGGUGGAGGAGACGGCGGGCGGCGUCCAUCUUUAACCGGGCAGCUUCCUGUCAGACACACAGACGCUGGUCAUGUGACAGGAAGUGGCUCUGCAGCACGGCUGACAUUUAUAAUCAAUAUUUAUUGGUUAUUGAUUUCCACUCUGAGCUUCUUUCUGUUUGAGCUGAAAAUACGACCAGAAACCUGCAGAAGGCUCCUUUAAGUCUGAACUUUAAGUUCAAUUAGAAACACAAAUAACUUUUUAUAAUUUCUCCUUCAUACAAAAAUAAAGUUUAACAAGUUAAAAUUUGAGUUUUUGACGUUUAAAGAGUUUAAUAAAGUUUUACAUCCAGCAGCUGAAAAACUUUAAAUAUCAAAUAUUUAAUUUCAACUUGUGAACUUUUUAUUUUUUGAUAUUAAGACGAGAAACUUUCCUCUGUUCUGUUUUAUUUGUCUUUAUUGAUUUUAAUAAACAUGAUUUUGUUUGUAAUCAGUCUGAUUGAUCAGCUGUUUAUGAUCAAUAUGUUUAAAGCAGCAGUUUGAGGGUUAAAGCAGCGUUUGAUCAACAGGAAGAAGAAGAGGAAGUUCACUUUGUUUCCUCUGAACGCUCCGAUGAUUAAUGAUCGAACUUAAACUGCAGACGCGUCUCCUC